This is a messenger RNA of Lepidothrix coronata (blue-crowned manakin), 1169 nucleotides long. RefSeq names its product solute carrier family 35 member C1 (gene SLC35C1). The coding region runs from base 1 to 1137 and encodes 378 amino acids. The record is from RefSeq and is a predicted model, not a curated record. The transcript has 3 exons. Gene Ontology annotation, cellular component: Golgi apparatus. Gene Ontology annotation, biological process: protein O-linked glycosylation via fucose; GDP-fucose import into Golgi lumen. NCBI's taxonomy places the organism in Eukaryota, Metazoa, Chordata, Aves, Passeriformes, Pipridae. Gene Ontology annotation, molecular function: antiporter activity.
AUGAGCAAGGCGCAGCUGACGCGGACGGGGAUCCUGCGGAUGGCGCUGGGCGGUGGCGCCGCUGACCCGCUGCUGCCGGCGGAGGGCGGCGGGGGCCGACGGGCGCCCUUCCUGCUGCGGGCGCUGCGCAUCGCCGUGGUGGUCUGCCUCUACUGGUUCACCUCCAUCGCCAUGGUCUUCCUCAACAAGUACCUGCUGGACAGCCCCUCGCUGCGCCUCGACGCCCCCCUCUUCGUCACCUUCUUCCAGUGCGCCCUGACGGCCGCCCUCUGUCUCGGCCUCAGCUUGGGGGCGGCCUGCGGGCCCCCCUGCUCCGGCCUGCCCACUCUCCGCCUCGACCCUAAGGUGUCCCGCAGCGUCCUGCCCCUCUCCGCCGUCUUCAUCGGCAUGGUCACCUCCAACAACCUCUGCCUCAAGCACGUCGGCGUGGCCUUCUAUAACGUGGGGCGCUCCCUCACCACCGUCUUCAACGUGCUGCUCUCCUACCUGCUCCUCAAGCAGACCACCUCCCUCUACGCCCUCCUGGCCUGCGGAGUCAUCAUAGGUGGCUUCUGGCUGGGUGUUGACCAGGAAGGAGCAGAGGGCACACUAUCAUGGACAGGUAUAUUCUUUGGGAUCCUAGCAAGCCUGUGUGUCUCUCUCAAUGCCAUCUACACCAAGAAGGUGCUGCCUGUGGUGGAUGGUAGCAUCUGGCGCCUGACCUUCUACAACAAUGUCAAUGCCUGCGUCCUGUUCUUCCCUCUCAUGAUGCUGCUGGGCGAGUUCCGCACGCUCUACCACUUUGACAAACUGGGGAGCCCCAGUUUUUGGGGUGUGAUGACCCUGGGGGGAGUGUUUGGCUUUGCCAUUGGGUAUGUGACUGGACUUCAGAUUAAGUUCACUAGCCCACUCACCCACAAUGUGUCUGGGACAGCCAAGGCCUGUGCCCAAACAGUGCUGGCUGUUAUCUACUUUGAGGAAACAAAGAGCUUCCUGUGGUGGACAAGUAACUUGAUGGUUUUGGGGGGUUCCUUUGCCUACACAUGGGUGAAAGGACUGGAGAUGAGAAAGGCGCAAGAGGAUCCUAAUGUCAAAAGCGGAGAAAGAAAUGAGACUGAUUUCUACUCCAGUCCCUGGAAGAUCUGGACAACAGUUUAAGGAAACUGAACUCUCGCUUGUUUGUUGUCCGA